AUGGAGGCUAUGGGUCGGAUGGUCAUCAGUGCUCUGAGGCCCGAGUACGAAGUCAUCCAUUUCGUCAAGGCCGGCCCUUCGGGCCCUUCGCUGUUGCCAGCUCUCGUGGCGGGUCGCAAGCCUCCACUUCAUGAGGACAGCAGCGCGAUUGGCACCGGCAAUUAUAGCCAGGCACCAUGCGCAAUCGUGCUGGGCGGCGCAUUUGACGAUGCGGCCACAGAAGCCCUGAGAUCUGCCGUGGAGGAGAGGAACGAAAGUGCGAGGCGGGUUCCAUGGUUGAGACACGAUAUGACCAAGAAGGCGCCGCCGCUUGGGACGCCCGAGUAUGCGCAGGCCGUUGUACAAAGGGUCAAAGCCACGCUGACAAAGCUCGAGGCGGAAGGGAAACUCAACGGCGACAACGGAGAUGUCGAGUGGUAUUAG
Messenger RNA from Verticillium alfalfae VaMs.102, 423 nucleotides. RefSeq lists its product as hypothetical. The record is from RefSeq and is a predicted model, not a curated record. The coding region runs from base 1 to 423 and encodes 140 amino acids. Lineage: Eukaryota; Fungi; Ascomycota; Sordariomycetes; Glomerellales; Plectosphaerellaceae. The transcript is spliced from 2 exons.